AUGAGUAGCUCACUUCCAUCGAUACCCGUAUCGCCUUUUAUCAAGGCGUUGCUCCAAUGCGCAAGUACCCUUGCCCAGGCAACAAAAGAUCUUUCAGAGGCCUCGGCAAGACCUCCGACCACCAUCAAAGCCAAAGGAGAACUAACUCAGCUGAGCCAGCUGGUCCAAAGUCAACGAAACUGGAUUGAUGAUUGGACAAUGCAGAUGCAUUCCGUUCAGGGUGUAAUGCCAUCUCAUUGGGAUGCAGACAUAAUGGCAAGACAGAUCGCAUCGAUUGACAGUCAGUUGUUUGAUCUUGUUGUACUUGAUCAAACCUCAUUGCUUCACAUUGAGACCAGACAGAGCAAAUGGAAGCCUGUCCUAGACUUUCAUCGGUAUCUUUCCCACAGUUUUUCACAUCAGCUCAUCUACUUUUCUGGAAAUCCAACCGAGAGUGAUCCCGAGACACACUUGGUUGCAUACCUUGUACGAGUGGCCUAUUUACUUUUGAAUACCUACCGAGACUUUUCGGGGUUCGCCGCAAUUGUCUAUGCACUCCAGUCACCUGCUGUCCGUCGUCUGCACUCCUUGUGGAAGUCUUGCCCUUCACUUUCCUUGGCCUCCAUAGAUGAAUACCUCUCGGUGCUAUCACCCGAGAAUACAUACGAAGCCUACCAUAAGAUGCUUCAUAACACACUUGUUCCUUAUUAUACACGCGAUCAAACCACAACCAAGAGAGUAGCUGUACCAUGGGUUGAGGCCCAUGUGGGUCGAAUUGCUUUAAAUCAGCGCCAGGGAGAUCGAAAAAAUGUGAAUCGCCAGAUGAGCAUCACUCUAGGCAUCUUAGAAUUAUGUCAACGCAACACGAGCACACAGCCUGCUGCUUGGAUUGAAGAAGCCCUCAAUUUUAGCGGCACACUUAUAUCUCCUCCUCCCCUUCCUCCUCCUUCCAAGGGCUCCUCCUCCUCAUACAGACCCUUUCUGGACAACGCAUUAGCCAACAUUCCUGCCCUCGAUCUGCGAUUUAUCCUUCCAGAAAACUCGCUCGUAUAUCAUUGGAUUGUAUCCAGAGUCUAUAUGUCUGAUGAACAACUAAUGGAAGAAAGCUUUGCAGCUGAGCGACCAGUUUCUGCUCCAAUAAUGAUUCAAUCUGCAGAAGAGAUUUUGGAAGAACUUGGUUUAGAAGAAAUGGAAGUAGAUGCUGAUGUCGAUAAUCAAGAAACAGAAGAAGUCAGACGAGAAGAAAUAUUUGAUGAAGAAGUUUUGGAAGAAGAUGAAGUCCAAUACGAGGCUCAGCAACAAGAAGAAGUUAUUGAAGGGGAUGAGGGUCUAUUUAAUGAUUAUGUACCCCUCUCAGUUAUUGCUGAGCAAGAAGAGGAGUACGAAGACGAUGUAGUUAUGGUUGCAGGUGGCAGUAGCGUAGAUCAGACAAUCCAUGCCCAGCAAUUUACAGAUUCUACGGUGGGUAAAUCAUUACCUAUUGUAUACCAAGAAAACUCUGCACCUCAAGUAAUCGAUGAGACGCAACCUCAUACAGAUAUGGGAACCGCUGCUACUACCUCUGUCAACAAUGACAUCCCAAAAUCAGCAGAUACUAAAUCAGAAACACAAAUAGCAGAAACGGUAAAGGAACAUCAGGAUGAUGAUAAAAAUAAGGAAGAAGAAGAAGAGGAAGAAGAAUGGAGAGGAUACCCUGUAUCUACAGAAAAUGAUGACGAAGAAUCAGAGAAGUGGGAAGGUUAUAUUGGUUCUUUAAGUAACACCAAUUUACCAAAUACAAGCGAAGACAAGGAGGAUGUAUGGACAGGCUACCGUGAACCUUCAGACCCAUCAUCACGUCGUGAAUCUUCACUCUCUGAGGCAUCCGCCGAAUGGAAAGGCUACUGUGCUACAUCUGAAGAGGCCAAAUGGGAAGCAGAGGCCCGCCUGAAAGUAGAAGAGAAAGACUGGCAAGGCUACACUCUUGAGACACUGCCAGAUUCAGAUAUGGAAGGUUCUUUAUGUUUAGAUAGUCAAGAUCAACGUCAUAUGGUAAGGCAAUCGUCAGACCAAGAUCAUGGAUAUACAUCACUCCAAAACACCCAACUCAAGACUAUUGGUAAAGCAGCUGCACGCAAAAUUCAGCAAGGACCUCCUGUCAACCAUACCAUACCUGCCUUCUCCCCAUAAAUAGCAGUAAAUACAAUAUUUUUCUAUAAAAAACUCGAUCUUAACAAAUAGCACUGGGCCUUUAACGCAACCAAAAAUAAAAGAAACAUACUAUAGU
This is a messenger RNA of Phycomyces blakesleeanus NRRL 1555(-), 2245 nucleotides long. RefSeq lists its product as hypothetical. The record is from RefSeq and is a predicted model, not a curated record. Gene Ontology annotation, molecular function: guanyl-nucleotide exchange factor activity. The transcript has a single exon. NCBI's taxonomy places the organism in Eukaryota, Fungi, Mucoromycota, Mucoromycetes, Mucorales, Phycomycetaceae. Gene Ontology annotation, biological process: small GTPase-mediated signal transduction. The coding region runs from base 1 to 2148 and encodes 715 amino acids.